UCACCUGUCAAGAUGUUCUUUGCUGUGAGCUCCCUCCUCCUCCUCCUCCCCCUGCUGGGUGUAGUGAAUGCUGCAACUCCAAGUUUUAAUUGCAAUGCAAUCUGGGGAAAACUGAGACAGAUUGACGCCGGCGCUGGUAAAGUGCACGGCGUGGACAGCAACGGCGACAAUUUUUCCUGGGAAAACAAUAACUGGAAAUAUAUUCCUGGGAAGCUCACCCAUGUUUCUACCGGACCUGCUGGUGUUUGGGGCGUGGACAAAGACCGCCAAGUCUUCAGACUCCUGAACAAUGUCUGGCAUAAUGUAUCAGGGUCCAUGAAGCAGAUAGAUGCCGGUGGUAAUAAGUUUGUGGCUGGAGUGAACUCGCAAGACAACGUCUACUGCUCAAUACAGAAGAGCGCAGAUACCCCUGUAGACUGGAAGUCGAUGAACGGGUCACAAAAAUAUAACAGCUGUGGCAAGUGGGGCUGCUGGGGAGUGAACCGCGAUGACAGUGUUUACUUCCGCCACGGCGUCACCUCAGAAUUCUGCCAGGGAACCGGAUGGCAGCUGAUUGACGGCAAACUGAUAAUGAUCGAGACGGGCACUGAUGGUUCUGUGUAUGGCGUCAACUCGGCAGGAAACGCGUACAGAAGGAAUGGAAUCAAUGCCAUGAACCCGACGGGAACAUCCUGGACCCAGCUGGAUCUCGGCUACAAUUCCAAACACCUCACUUACGCCGACCGCUAUCUGUGGCUCAUCACCCCGACCGAUGACAUCAUUCGGUGCGCCGUCACUAAAUGAUCUUUCUAUGCCGCAAGCAGGGCAAUGUAAAGUGUGAUCAGAGUCCAGGUGCCGAUCGGUGUUUUUGGUUAUAUUUGUAUCCCUGCGAUGUUUUGCGUCGCCACUAAAAGCAUCCGAUGGUAGGCGGGACUUCCAGUCCAU
Messenger RNA from Rana temporaria (common frog), 924 nucleotides. Its product is annotated as fish-egg lectin-like. The record is from RefSeq and is a predicted model, not a curated record. Lineage: Eukaryota; Metazoa; Chordata; Amphibia; Anura; Ranidae. The coding region runs from base 13 to 783 and encodes 256 amino acids. The transcript has 4 exons.